Messenger RNA from Arabis nemorensis, 860 nucleotides. The record is from the annotation of a GenBank genome assembly. NCBI's taxonomy places the organism in Eukaryota, Viridiplantae, Streptophyta, Magnoliopsida, Brassicales, Brassicaceae.
AUCAGUUGGAGACAUUGAUGGCUGCUGGUGGGCCGAAAUUGAGGAUCAAAAUCCCAAAGUUCGACAACUCGGCUUUGGUUCAAGGGUAUGCGAGGACACUAAUCGGUAGAUGCAUGAAUCCAAUGGCACAAAAAGUGCACAAUAUUUUGUUCAUGUUCCCUCGCAUAUGGAAUGAUGGGAAGGGAGUGAAUCGCGAUGAUCCUUCCCAAGAGCCAGAGGAUGGGGCCAAAAAUUUGAGUUACAAAGGGGCAGUAGAUAAAGAGAUUGGUCGAGACAAUGCGGGUGAAACAGAUUUUCGGGAGAACAAGCGUCGCGGGAAGAGGCCGAUAGCGGCGUAUCAGGCUGGUUUCGAUAAGAAUGGCCGGUCGCAUGAUGUUCGCGACCAUCGGUAUCAAGCUGAUCAUGGGGAAAAGCAGAGCAAGGUGGAGGAGAAGGGAAGUGCCAAGGAAGAGAGGCAGUGUUCGAAAACUAUACGGCCAAUACAGGGAGGAUAUAUGAAUCACGGACAGGAUAACGGUCGGAACGAGACUCAUAAAGUUCGUAAAGCUUUGUUUCAAGGGGAGGAAACAGAGACUAUGAUGGAAAGGGUUCAACUGGAAAAACAGGGAGAGAUGGGCCGUGAUGCAAAGAGUGAUCAUGCAAAUGUCGAUGCCAAGGAAGAAGUUGGAGUGGAACCAAUGGCGGAGGAUGAGGAUGUAGAUGCUGGGCUUGUAAUGGAACAAGGUGUAAUGCAUUUGAGAGAAAAUGUUUUGGCCGAGACUCAAGAUGUGGAUUUGGUUGUGGUGCAACACGAAUCUGACCCGUCACUUAGGGAUGAGAUUGUGUGUUCUACGGUGGAAAAUCCGGAACAUGAGGCAUAG